Tupaia belangeri chinensis (Chinese tree shrew) is the source of this 2135-nucleotide messenger RNA. It is a transcript of the gene FGFR4, whose product is annotated as fibroblast growth factor receptor 4. Gene Ontology annotation, cellular component: signaling receptor complex; plasma membrane. The record is from RefSeq and is a predicted model, not a curated record. Gene Ontology annotation, molecular function: fibroblast growth factor binding; ATP binding; fibroblast growth factor receptor activity. Gene Ontology annotation, biological process: regulation of bile acid biosynthetic process; multicellular organism development; positive regulation of ERK1 and ERK2 cascade. NCBI's taxonomy places the organism in Eukaryota, Metazoa, Chordata, Mammalia, Scandentia, Tupaiidae.
UGCAGCACCCCCUGGGACCCGCCAGCCCGCAGCUCCCCCCGGGGUGGCCAGGAAGGCAGCUGCCGGGAAGUGCAGCAGGAAGGACAUGCAGCUGCUGGUGGCCCUGCUGGGGGUCCUGCUGGGGGCACCCAGGGCUCCAGCCUUGUCCCUUGAGACCUCUGAGGACAUGGAACUGGAGCCCUGUGAGGCCCCCAGCCUGGAGCGACAAGAGCAGGAGCUGACGGUGACCCUCGGGCAGCCUGUGAGGCUGUGCUGUGGGGGGGCCGAGCGUGGUGGCCACUGGUAUAAGGAAGGAGGGGCUGGCCGGGUGCGGGGCUGGAGAGGCCGCCUGGAGAUUGCCAGCUUCCUCCCCGAGGAUGCUGGCCACUACCUCUGCCUGGCACGGGGGUCUCUGAUCAUUCUGCACAACCUCACCUUGGUGAUGGAUGACUCCUUGACCUCCAGCGAUGACGAGGGGGACCCCAAGGCCCGCAGGGACUCCUCGGACAGACGUGUUUACCCCCAGCAAGCACCCUACUGGACACACCCCCAGCGCAUGGAGAAGAAGCUGCACGCAGUACCUGCUGGGAACACCGUCAAGUUCCGCUGUCCAGCUGCAGGCCACCCCCAGCCCACUAUCCGCUGGCUCAAGGAUGGACAGACCUUUCACGGGGAGCAGCGCAUUGGAGGCAUUCGGCUGCGCCACCAGCACUGGAGCCUGGUGAUGGAAAGCGUGGUGCCCUCGGACCGUGGCACGUACACCUGCCUCGUGGAGAACGCCCUGGGCAGCAUCCGCUACAGCUACCUGCUGGACGUGCUGGAGCGGUCCCCGCACCGGCCCAUCCUGCAGGCGGGGCUCCCGGCCAACACGACGGCGGUGGCGGGCAGCGACGUGGAGCUGCUGUGCAAGGUGUACAGCGACGCGCAGCCCCCCAUCCAGUGGCUGCAGCACCACGCGUCGGUUCAUCUGUGCAUAUGUCUGCCUGUGAGGGCAGAAGAGCGCCUCCCGUGGACGGCGGCAGCCCCCGAGGCCAGGUACACGGACAUCGUCCUGUACGUGUCGGGCUCCCUGGCUCUGGCUGUGCUCCUGCUGCUGGCCGGGCUGUACCGUGGGCAGGCGCUCCACGGCCGGGACCCCCGCCAGCCUAUGGGGGUGAUGAGGCUGAUUGGCCGGCACAGGAACAUCAUCAACCUGCUGGGCGUCUGCACCCAGGAAGGGCCCCUGUACGUGAUCGUGGAGUGUGCCGCCCAGGGGAACCUGCGGGAGUUCCUCCGCGCCCGGCGCCCGGGCCCCGACAGCCUGGACGGGCCGCGGAGCAGCGAGGGGCCACUGUCCUUCCCGGCCCUGGUAUCCUGUGCCUACCAGGUGGCCCGAGGCAUGCAGUACCUGGAGUCGCGGAAGUGCAUCCACCGAGACCUGGCUGCCCGCAAUGUGCUGGUGACCGAGGACAGCGUGAUGAAGAUCGCCGACUUCGGGCUGGCCCGCGGCGUGCACCACAUCGACUACUACAAGAAAACCAGCAACGGCCGCCUGCCUGUCAAGUGGAUGGCUCCCGAGGCCUUGUUCGACCGGGUCUACACACACCAGAGCGACGUGUGGUCAUUCGGGGUCCUGCUCUGGGAGAUCUUCACCCUCGGGGGCUCCCCGUACCCCGGUGUCCCGGUGGAGGAGCUGUUUGCGCUACUCCGGGAAGGCCAUCGCAUGGACCGGCCCCCGCAAUGCCCCCCAGAACUGUACGGGCUGAUGCGCGAGUGCUGGCACGCGGCCCCCUCACAGAGGCCCACCUUCAAGCAGCUGGUGGAAGCGCUGGACAAGGUCCUGCUGGCCGUCUCCGAGGAGUACCUCGACCUCCGCCUGACGUUUGGCCCCUACUCCCCUGCCGGGGGGGACGCCGGCAGCACCUGCUCCUCAAGUGACUCUGUCUUCAGCCACGACCCCCUGCCACUGGGGCCCAGCUCCUUCCUCUUCCCCGAGGUGCAGACGUGAGCAGGGACACACGAUUGCACAGCACUGAGCGGUUCUGGACCACCCCGGCUCCUGCUGUUUGUCCCAGUAUCUUGGUAAAGGGAUAUUGGCCCCUGUGCCCCUGAGAGGCCGGAAGCAUGCCGAAAACACAGAAGCAAACAGCAUUUUAUAAAUUAUUUUUUGAAAUAAA